Branchiostoma belcheri (Belcher's lancelet) is the source of this 1177-nucleotide messenger RNA. RefSeq lists its product as uncharacterized. NCBI's taxonomy places the organism in Eukaryota, Metazoa, Chordata, Leptocardii, Amphioxiformes, Branchiostomatidae. The transcript is spliced from 4 exons. Bases 112 to 537 code for a protein of 141 amino acids. Gene Ontology annotation, cellular component: nucleus; cytosol. The record is from RefSeq and is a predicted model, not a curated record. Gene Ontology annotation, molecular function: fatty acid binding. Gene Ontology annotation, biological process: fatty acid transport.
CAUUAGGUACAAAUAGUGCAACGCCAUCGCUUUCACAGGCACACACCUGGCAGAACCACCCCCAGACAAGACCGUCUUCAGUCGCCAGAGAAGCCGAAACACCACAACAAGAUGCCUUUUCCCGUAGACAAGUUUUGCGGAACCUGGAAGCACGGAGAUCAUUCUGACAACUACCCUCAGAUCAUGGAGAAAAUUGACGUCACAGCCGAGAAGUUUAAGGAGAUGAAGGAAUCUCCCUUUCCCAUCGACGCAUCUCUGACAGGAGACAAGCUGUCGUUCAAGGUGGAGUUCAUGGGGAAGACUUGGGUCACCAAUCACACCCUGGAAGUGGAGGGGGAGGAGGAAGAUGCGGUCACCGGCAAGAUGAAAAAGGUGACCUACACCAUAGAAGGAGACAAACUGAUCUCCGUGUACCCUGACCAUGACGGGAAGGGACUUGCUAUGCGCUUCUGCCGCCGUUUUGUUGAUGACGACACCAUUCAUGUGGAUGUGAAAGCUGGAGAUGUGGAGGGCUGGAUACAGUUCAAGCGCUGCUAGACCGUCAGUAGACGUCCAAGGGAACGUUUAACCUCCAUGAACCAGACAAGCUGUUUGUCAACUUUGCUUCGAUUUUUGUAACGAUUUGCUCUAAAUAAAGAAUCUGAACAUGUAUUGCUAAUUGUUAUACUAGUAGUACACUUUGGGUGGUAUUUUACGGUGUAUUGUGGAUAAGAACCCAAAAAUGCACGUCUUAGAGUACCUUGGAAUAUCCAUGCAUGGUCCCCGGCAUGUAAUAGGGUGCUCUAACCUGCUAGGAUAUAUUUUAUUAUUGAUUGUAAGAGUUGCAGUGUAUUUCCUGGGACAUCCUGAGACAUUCCCUGUACAGUCACUUUCAGCAGCCCUCUACUAGGAAACAGUGGGCGAGCUUUGAAUGACACUUCCUAAUGACUAUCUUCCCAGGGGUCUAGGCCGGCACACGUCCUGACCGCCUGGCCCUAGCCUUAUUUGGGCAUGUCCAGGGACUGGUCAGUAACAUCUUAAGAAAGGGAAAGGAUGUGACUCAGGAUGAUUGUGAUACAAAGAAUGUAACUUUUUCCAAGAAACCUGUGUGUAGGCGGUGAAGAAUAUAAAAGCCCCUGCACUCAUGUAGUUAAGUUAGUUCCCGUUUGAGAGAGAAGAGAAUACAGACCACUUUCCA